GGAAUGUGAUUGGUCCAAUUCUAGCUUGACGCGGCUUUUUCGGAAGACCCAGCUUGAAUUUCCUCAGUCUUUAAUCUCUGUACAAUCGCAAAAAACAGGAGAUCGAGUUGUAAAUUUUUGUUUUACAAUGGACAUACAAGAACUUUUGCCUCCAACUUUGAUGUCUUUGCUGUUCCUUGGAAUCUUACCUUUUGGACAGAAGGCAUGGAUCUUCGUAGACUUGUUGAUAACAACUUUAUGGGGAUUGCUUUGCAUUGCUCUCCCAAAACAUGUUAUGCAAUAUCAGAUUGAUGGUGAACUUGAUUUGAAGCAUGAGUAUUUUUACAGACAGUUUGGAUUCAUCCUCCUCAGCACAUCACUCUUUGGAAUUUUCACACAACACUCAUCAGAUCCCACAGUCAAAGUUACAUUUUUGUGGUCUCGGGUUAUUUCAACUAGUGUGUACAUUUUGAAUCGUGUAUACUCCAUUUACAAUGUAACAAAAGAUCCUCAUUGGAAUGACAGGAGUUGGUAUUUUGGGACCUAUGGAGAUGUUCUGUGGUUUCUUGGAUCUCUCUACCACACACUGAGGUGCCAAGACUGGGGAGGAGCUAAUGAAACACAUUCUAGACUGGAUGUCCACCUCAGAAUUGAUGCCAUUUUGACCCUGUUUAUGGCACUAAUGUGCUUUGCUUUUCCAGGUCAUGUUUAUAGAAUUCAGGUGGAUGGCAAACUUGGCAAACUUCACCUUUCUCUGAUUCGUAUCGUGGCGGCCUUCAUGUUUGGAUCAUGUGUCAUCUCAGCAUCGGCUUCAAGAUUUAGCAAUGUAGCAGAUAAACUUCAUUUUCUGACCUAUCGUAUUCUUACAAACUCCUGCAUUAUCACAUUCCAGUUGAUUUCACAAUUUUUCACAAGUAACUGGAGUGUGUACCACGUAUACUUCAGCAUAAUGGUAACAGCAAUUUGGACAUUGAAUGCAGGAUUAGGAUAUAUGCAUGAAACCAAGAAAAAGAGCAAAGUAGAAUAAACAUACUAGUAACAUAUCCUUAAAAUGUACAUAUAUACACAAUGACAAUCUAUAAAGAAUCUCAUCUUUUACAUGUAUGGAGAAAUUGGUGGAGUGUUGUGAUUAUAUACAUGUAUAUUAAAAGCACAAAUUUGGAUAUCUGGUUUAUUUUAAAGUAAACAUUUUUAAAAA
Saccostrea echinata is the source of this 1177-nucleotide messenger RNA. RefSeq lists its product as uncharacterized. The record is from RefSeq and is a predicted model, not a curated record. The coding region runs from base 128 to 1006 and encodes 292 amino acids. Lineage: Eukaryota; Metazoa; Mollusca; Bivalvia; Ostreida; Ostreidae. The transcript has 6 exons.